This is a messenger RNA of Phaedon cochleariae (mustard beetle), 2119 nucleotides long. NCBI's taxonomy places the organism in Eukaryota, Metazoa, Arthropoda, Insecta, Coleoptera, Chrysomelidae. The record is from the annotation of a GenBank genome assembly.
AUAUCCAUCAAAUGGAACACAAUACGUAAUUAUUUUCCUGGUGUAGUGUUCCUAUUACUUGUGUAAUAAUAAUACUAUGGCAAUAAUUACAAAACCAUUUUCCUCGUGAAAGUUAUACCUACCAACUAGCGGAUAAGAAACAACCAGAGCAUAAUAUUUUAGAAUACUAGAAGCGGUUUUGAAGGUGAACGAAUAUACACUGUCUUGUGCUAUCGCGUUAUGGAAACGUUAACAAAAAUAAUAAAUAUUAUAUGGUUUGUUUCCAAGUCAGGUACUUGCAGUACUGUCAAUCAAUGAGUGAUAAGAAAAGUGAUGUUUCAGAUAUAUGUAUUAACAUAAGUCCCUUCUGAACAUGAGCGCCACCGUAUUCCCCGAGCCUACGACCACAACCACCUCCACCAAACCACCCCCCACUAGAACGAAGAUUCCCGUACCCGCCACGCCGCCGCCAAGCCGCCGUUCUAGCGUCCGCGUCCCGAACGACGGUCUGCCGCCGUCCGGUCGUAGCGAUAGCCACCUCCGAUCGCGAGAAGAUCGAUGCCGGUUCGCCGCCCCCCCGUCCCCUUCUGCCGCCUCCGAUGCCGGAAACAAUACGCAGUGCUCGAGCGGGCCCCUGCCGAAGCGGGGGCGGUCGCUGAUGGAUAGAAGCCGCCGCGGGGCGGGAGAUAGGCCCGAAUACCUGAAAUUAGGCGGCGAUGGGGGGACGCUGAAAGGCAGAGAGGCGGUGAAAUCGCCGGCCAGAGUGAGGAGUACGUCUCUUUCACUGUCCACGUCGAGAUCGCAAAGCAACUCAAAGUCUCCAAUAUCGCCAAUAAAUAAUUCAGAAGGAAAAACCUAUUCCACCAGCGGUCUGGACAAUUGGGAUGCGGAAAGCAUCACCAGCAUAGGUAGCAGCCUGGCUUCCUGCGAUCAUGCAAGUGUCGCCAGAAAUGGUACAACAUUUUCCGGAAGAAGUAUGAAGUACAUUUUCCAUUGUAACCAACAGGCGGGAUCGACGGGAGAAGAUUACUUGACCCCAACACAGAGGGCACACAGACAGGUCAAGAAACUCAAAUACUUGUUGCAUCAGGCCACCAAAGAGGUCGAGGAGCGCGACAGCGACAUUUUGAAACUUACCAAAGAAGUGGUCGAACUGAGGUUGUAUAAGGCUGCAUUAGGUUCCCCAGAGGACAAAUCGAAUUCUAGUAGUGAAGAAAUAACUGUGAGAGAAAAAAGAAGUGCCGACGUAACGCCUGGUGAUGAUAGUGUAGUUAGGAACGAAUUCAAUAAUUAUUCUUAUGCUGAUUCCGGCCAUUUCGAAGAUUUCACUACUUCCUCCGUUCAUUCCAAAGAAUCAGAUGAACAGAAAUCGCCCUCUUCCUUUCCUAAAACGGAAACUUGCGAAAGGGCGACAUCGACGGAAUAUUUGGGAGAAAUCAGUGAAGCCGAAUAUAAACAAUUGAUGAAGGAGUACGAGAGGAGAAUCCAAGAAUUAGUUAGGACGCACGAAGAAGAAUCAUUACAAAUGAAACAGAAGCAUAAUGACAGAGUCGAGGAACUACUAGAAAGAAUAACAGAUAUUAAUACAAGGUACUGGCAACUGGUUCCUGAACUGGAAACAGCCAAAGAGAGAAUAAAAGAACUGGAGCAGCGUUUAGAAGAAGCCAGCAAGAAUCUGGAUGAGAAUGACGGUGAUGUAACUGAUACAAAUCAAGGGCAAUCAUCUGGAGCGUUGUAUGAUAGAACUAAGAUAAUCGAAUUGGCUCACCAAAAUUCUACACGAGUAUCUGUCCCAGAAUUGUUGAUGGAGCUGCAGGUGACCAAGAAUGAGUUAGAAAAUAUAAAAGCAAUGUAUAGACAAUUGAUGGAAGCAAAAAGCAAGACCAAAAUAGAUCCGGAAAUAACCUUGCAGUUCCUCAAAUCAGCAGUUUAUUACUUUUUGACUGAUAAAGAAAACAGCCAAGGACACCUGAAGGCCAUCCAGAGCAUCCUUGGAUUCACUUCUAGUGAAAUAUUGAAUAUAGAAAAAGCUAGAUUAACAUAAAUAAUUUAAUAUACUUAUAUAGUGCCUAUAUAAUUAUUUGUUCACAUCAAAUUGUUUCACUUUUAAGAGAUAUUUAAAAUAUAAGUUGAAGGUAUA